UUUGGGAUUGAUUGUUGUUUAGUUUUGAUUUCAGGGUUGUCUUUCGGUCAAGGGAAGGGAAAACGAGGAUCCCCGCCGGUCAGAGACUUACCGGCGAUGGACGCGGCGGUGAGGGUAAGACGGGUUUUUUCUUGCAUGUCGUAUUUGGGGGUUCUUUUGGCGAAUUCGAUUUAUUUGGUGAUUCGAUCUUUUCGGGUUUGGGGUUCUCUGACUAUGUUUUAUUGUCUCUGGGGUUUUGGUUCUGGUUUUGGUCGAAGGAAAUGGAAGAAAGGGACUCGCCGGAUCCAUUAUAGGAUCUCGCCGGCGACGAAGAUGACGACGGCAGGGUGGUGUCCCUGUGCUAUAGGAAAAGGCGAGUACCGAGACUGCACCGCCGCCGAGGACAGUAGCGCCGGUGACAGGAUGAGAGUUUCGUUAAGAAGAAGUUGUCUCUUUAUGGUGGGCUUGUGGCUGAAAAAGAAGGCGAAAGAAGUGGAAGAGGGUUUCAGGCUGUGGCUGUGUGUUUUGGAAGGGAAGGAGUUUGGGAAUGACCAAGAGAUGAAGAAGAAGAAGAAGAAGAGAGGAAGUCUGCUGGGGGUGGUUUUUUGCAGAGUUUGGUUUCAGAGAAGCCUCCUCGUUGUAAGUGCCCAAAGGCCUCUUUUUAUAGAAAGAGGCUGCUUAGGCAGCAAGCAAGCUACAAUACCCAAUUUGGUCUGACCGGGUUUCGGUCAUUGGUUGGACCAGGUUUGGGUUUUCGGUUAGAUUGGUCAUGGGUUAGGUCAGAACAGGUCAACGGAUCAGUUUGGCCAGCUUUGACUUCUUUUGACAGUUGACUCCUUGGUUGGGCUUUGACUUGAGCCCAAUCUCUUUUAUUUAUACAAUUUUAAAGGUCAUUUAUGUAACAACUUUGUAGUAAUGUAUUUGUACAUGUAAAUGGAACUUAUUUUAAUAAGAUUGUUAUUUUAUUUCUUUAUCUUUAA
Linum tenue is the source of this 959-nucleotide messenger RNA. The record is from the annotation of a GenBank genome assembly. NCBI's taxonomy places the organism in Eukaryota, Viridiplantae, Streptophyta, Magnoliopsida, Malpighiales, Linaceae.